This is a messenger RNA of Pseudopipra pipra, 1920 nucleotides long. Its product is annotated as endogenous retrovirus group K member 6 Gag polyprotein-like. The transcript has a single exon. Gene Ontology annotation, molecular function: nucleic acid binding; zinc ion binding. Gene Ontology annotation, biological process: viral process. NCBI's taxonomy places the organism in Eukaryota, Metazoa, Chordata, Aves, Passeriformes, Pipridae. The record is from RefSeq and is a predicted model, not a curated record. The coding region runs from base 1 to 1920 and encodes 639 amino acids.
AUGGGUUUGACACUCUCCACCUCUCAGAAAUUCGUAUAUAGACGCCUCAAGGACUUUGUCAUCGAGCAUGGCCACCCGCUCGACAAAAAAUCAGCCAAAGCAUUAGCGAGGUGGCUAGACCGCCAGGGCUGUGCCAUAAACGAUAACAUCUCGAUGGACAAAUGGCAGGCCCUCGGGUAUAACCUGUGGCGGGACUCCGAACGAGGCAACAAAUUGGCUAAGCAAGCGUUAAUCGCUUGGAGACUCGUUCUGAUGGUGCUACAGCACCAAAUGAUGAACGCAAACACCAGUCUCACGAAGGACACAGUCAAGGACACUACAACCAAUACUGACUCAAACUGCACACAAAAUGGCGGGGAAGAGAUAGACACUGACACCACCUUAGAAGAUGGCGGGAGGGAGCGCGGAAGAAAGCUGCGUCGAGCCCGAAAUGGUGUCGAGGAGGGACCCCAGCGCCGCCCAGAGAGAAGGGGGGAGGGUGAAGAGCGCGAAAAACUUGCGCGGGAGAAGAAAAGGCGGGCCCCUGUAGCUCCACCCCAUGGGCCGCCUACCUCCCCUCCCACUCGUGGCGCGAGAAGUCCCUCCCCCGACGUGCCUUCGGACACACCCACUUCCGCCACCCCAGUCUCCUCCCCGGAUGUGUCUCCCUCACGACACCGGCAGGAAGCAGUGGGCGGGGCUAGGGCAAAGGCCAAGUUGUCCUUCCGGAAAGAUGGCCGCGCCCGUAGGCCCCAUAACACCAGGGCCUACCCCGCUCACCGGGACUCGGACUGUGAUGAUGGGUGGGCACCGCGUUCCCCGGAAAGGCAACCCUCCGUACCUGACAUCUGGGAGGCCUUCCGGGAGGAAGCUGCGCGGGCUCAGGACGUAGAAUUUCUCAGGGCAUUUCCGGUUUACUACGAGGAGGGGAAACCCCCCGAGUGGAGACCGGUGUCCUAUCCUAUGCUCAAAGACAUUAAAAAGGCAAUCGUAGAGUACGGGUUGGGGGCCCCAUUCACUAUUGGCCUCUUGGAAUCCUUUUUCCUUGCCUAUACCUUAAUCCCCUAUGACAUUCGGGCCAUCAUAGGAGGGCUUUUCACCACCGUUCAAGCCUCGGUUUUCGAGGCUGAAUGGAAAAAACGUAUCGUUGCCUUUGUCAACGAAAAGAUGGAAAGAAGGGGGAUUCCAACAAGGCAGGCCAUUGACAUGCUUUAUGGGGAAGGGAAUUACUCUAGCAGGGGGGAUCAAACUCGAUUGGACUCCAAAUUGUUAAACACAACUAAAGAAUUGGCCUUAGAAGCAGUAAAAAGAGUGGCGGACGCAUACGUGCAGGCGCCCUCUUUUACGCUGAUUAAUCAGGGAACCAAAGAGCCUUUCGUAGAUUUCAUUACAAGGCUCAAAGAAGCGAUUGCUCGGCAAGUCCAACAAAAAGAAUCUCAGGAAAUUUUAUUCAACAGAUUAGUGAUUGAAAAAGCAAAUGAGGACUGCCAGAGGGUUUUAAAAAUGCUGAAGGACCCCACCCUGCUGGAAAUGAUUGAGGCUUGCAAAAAUGUGUAUUCCAAUGCCAAUAAAGCAAGAGUCAUGGCCGCUGCGUUUUCGGGGCCCCAACACUGCUUCGAAUGUGGGGAAAAGGGUCAUUUUCGUAAACAUUGCCCAAAGUUCAGGUCGGAGCCCAACCUACCGAACACCUUGUGUCGCAGGUGUGGGAAGGGGCGCCAUUGGACCUCCAAUUGUAGGUCCAAGACGAACCUUAAUGGCGAACCCCUUUCCCCAAAACAAUCCCCAAAGCUCCGAAAGAAAGUGAUGUUUUCAUCAAUGCCUAAUUUAAGUCACUGUCCCUGCGAGCAGUCGGGAAACGGGGAGCUGAGCGCCAGGGGGGGCGCGAUGACACAAGUUGCCCCCCACUCCAUCUUGCGCCAGCCACGCCCAGUUACCCCGUAG